This is a messenger RNA of Arvicola amphibius (Eurasian water vole), 398 nucleotides long. RefSeq names its product acyl-CoA-binding protein-like. NCBI's taxonomy places the organism in Eukaryota, Metazoa, Chordata, Mammalia, Rodentia, Cricetidae. Gene Ontology annotation, molecular function: fatty-acyl-CoA binding. The transcript has a single exon. The record is from RefSeq and is a predicted model, not a curated record. Bases 42 to 305 code for a protein of 87 amino acids. Gene Ontology annotation, biological process: fatty acid metabolic process. Gene Ontology annotation, cellular component: mitochondrion.
ACUUGCUCCCGCGCUUUCGCCAUCCAGGUCACCUCGCCAGCAUGUCUCAGGCUGAAUUCGACAAAGCUGCCGAGGAGGUGAAGCGCCUCAAGACUCAGCCAAGUGAUGAAGAGAUGCUCUUCAUCUAUAGCCACUUCAAACAAGCCACCGUGGGCGACGUAAAUACAGAUUGGCCAGGGCUUUUGGACCUCAAAGGCAAGGCCAAGUGGGAUUCCUGGAAUAAACUGAAAGGAACUUCCAAGGAAAGCGCCAUGAAAACCUACGUGGAAAAAGUGGAAGAGCUAAAGAAGAAAUACGGGAUAUAGAAGACCAGAUUUGGUGGCCAGCCACACGUGUGACCUGUGACAACAUAAUGCCUCGUUUUUUUUCUAAUGUAGAUGAUACGGUUCUGAUAAAUU